Frankliniella occidentalis (western flower thrips) is the source of this 2531-nucleotide messenger RNA. It is a transcript of the gene RNaseX25, whose product is annotated as ribonuclease Oy. The transcript is spliced from 5 exons. Lineage: Eukaryota; Metazoa; Arthropoda; Insecta; Thysanoptera; Thripidae. The record is from RefSeq and is a predicted model, not a curated record. Gene Ontology annotation, cellular component: extracellular region. Gene Ontology annotation, molecular function: RNA binding; ribonuclease T2 activity. Gene Ontology annotation, biological process: RNA catabolic process. Bases 182 to 979 code for a protein of 265 amino acids.
UCGUCACGAUAACAUCGAGAAAGACAAAGACAGACGACAGUUACUUGCUUGACAGACAGCAGACAGAAGCUCUGUCAGAGAUCAAUUUAUAUUUCAGAAAAUUGCCGCAGUCAGAGUCUCAGCUGGUAAUACUCAGUCUCCCUUUGUCAUUUGGCUCCUGUGGAGAGGAUUCGGAUCAAACAUGAUUACAAAAGCAAGAAAUCUCCUGCUUGGUGUCUUAUUGGUAUACUUUGUGUCAUGUGCUGAAUCAGCUGGAAGCCGUAAUAGCAAGGAUUGGGAUUAUAUUGUAUAUACUCAACACUGGCCAGCUACUGUGUGUCUCCAAUGGAAAGCCGAAGGGAAGGGUCAUUCUUGUGCUCUUCCAAAAGAGUCCACUUGGACUGUUCAUGGUCUCUGGCCUUCUAAAACCAAUGGCAAGGGACCCUUUUUCUGUAAUUCCUCAUUGCCAUUUGAUGAAGAAGCUCUCUCUCCCAUAGUCAAUGAAUUAGAAGAUCUGUGGAUCAAUAUUGAUGUGCCAACAUCCCCUUACUCUUUCUGGAGACACGAGUGGGAGAAACAUGGAACCUGUGCAGCAGCACUGCCUGCAUUUGAUAAAGAAGUAAAAUACUUUCAGCAAGGGCUCACAUGGUUAAAGAAGUACAACAUGUAUACUGCUUUGGACAUGGAGGGUUACCCAGAGGGCAAACCACUUUCGGCAAAACAAAUCAGAGAGGCGAUUAAGAAGCAUUUUGGAAAAGUGCCCUCAGUUCAUUGUUAUAAAGAUGGGUCUACAGGCAAGUCAUACAUCUUUGAAAUAAGGAUUUGCUUUGACAGGAAUCUGAGUCAAAUCGACUGCCCCAAGCCAAUGUCUUCAAACUGUCCCAAUGAACCCGUUGAGUACCCCAGCAUGCAAGCUGUCGGCAAACUGUUUGAAGUUAAAGGAAAAUGGUUACUUGACCUACUUCGUAUUGUUCGUUGGAUCCAAUGGAUCACUUAUUAGAAGAAUUACAUCAAUUUGGGUUUUUUUCAAUCAGAGGAUUUCUUUCUUAGAUAUGCAGUGAAUUUUAAGUAAAUGCACCAAUAUGAUGCAAAUUUCUCAGUAUAAUACUUGUGUAACACAUUGAGUCCCAGGGGGGGUAGCAAACAUGUGUUAUUGUGACAAUGCGUGUGGUCAUGUGGGACUCAACGUGUUUAUAAUGCAGAUAGAUGCUACAAAUUCUACUGGGUUAGCCAAUUUUAAAUUUAAGUGAAGCUUAAAGUUAGUUAAUGAAGAAAAUAGUUUAGACAGACAACAAGCAAGAUUUUGGCAGUAUGCCUUGUUUUAGAAAAACCCUACAAUAUUAGGUACAGUAAUCAUACUAGUAGAAAUACUUCUAAAGAACUUUCCUCUUGUCAUUUAAUGGAAAACUCAUAUUUUACUUCUGCUGUGAUAACCAUUCUGUUAAUUUGUAUUUCUUUUCUUUCUUUUUCUACUUGGGAUGUGAGAAGAGUUAAAAGAGUAAAAUGUGAAAUGGUUUGCUAUUCAUGUAUGAGACUUGACUGUGAAUUAAUUUUCCUGCUACAUGCUAUUCAAAGAAUACAUUACGUACUUCUGAGCAUAUGACACUUUCCUUGUUUCAUGGAAUGUUUUGUCAUUAAAUCCUCUAGAUGUUUUUCAAGCAAUUGCCCAAUAUCUAGUCAUCAGCUUAAUGAAAUGCUUAGCCUUCUGUGCCUUACUUCUUUACAUUUAAAUCAUGUUUUAAGUUUUUGAAUCCUUUAUUUCUUUUUGUGCAAUUAUCUUUGUGCUCUUACUGUUUUUAGAGGCAUAAUUUAUUUCUCAAACAGUGCUAUUAGAUUCUGAAUGCAAACAAUGAAGAGGGGAAAAUCUGUGUAUCUGAUAUUGUCUUGCAAGUGCCAUGUCUCUAAUAUUAUUUCCGUAAACUUUUUUAAGUGCUCUUAUUGAUGCACAUUCUACUGCUGUGAUGUUGUGCUAGAGGAGUUUUUAAGUAAUAUUGUUAUUUAGAUGGGAAAAUUUUGAACAUCUCAAUUGUAUAGAUGGACCCAAAAUUGUGAUUUAGCAUGAGGUGAUGAAUGAGAGUCAUUUGCUAAGUGCUGAAAAAGAUACUUUUUCCUUUUAGAUUGUUUUCUUGACUAUUUGUGAAUUACAAUAAGGCUGACAUUAGCUCACUAUACUUAUACUUGUUUUAGAUUUGUUCUUCACUCUUGGUACCUUUGGCUUUUUAUCUUUUUUUUUUUUUAUAGAAUCAUUGUCUUUUGUAGGCACUAUGCUUUCAAUUGUGAAUGAGUCAUCUUUUAACCUUGCCCCAGAUUCUACUAUAUGUAAGCACUUACUAUUAUGCAAUUUCAAGGAAUUUUUGGCCUUAAUAAGGUUUUAGUAUUAAUUCUUCAGCCAAAAUAUUUGUAAGGAAGGUAGAACAAUGCUUCACCGCCUCUGUUCUAAGGUGACUGUAUUGUGCUAAUUACAUAGGUGUUCAAAAUUUAGGGCAGACUGAAAACUGUGAAAUCUGGAAUGGUAUCAAUGAGUGGAAGAUAAAUAAAGAUAGUUAAAUAAC